Necator americanus (New World hookworm) is the source of this 6072-nucleotide messenger RNA. RefSeq lists its product as uncharacterized. Lineage: Eukaryota; Metazoa; Nematoda; Chromadorea; Rhabditida; Ancylostomatidae. The transcript has 51 exons. Gene Ontology annotation, cellular component: myosin II complex; cytoplasm; myosin filament. Gene Ontology annotation, molecular function: ATP binding; actin filament binding; microfilament motor activity. The coding region runs from base 1 to 6072 and encodes 2023 amino acids. The record is from RefSeq and is a predicted model, not a curated record.
AUGGAUCAUUUGCUUGUUUUGUGCUUGUACGGUGGUAAUUUGCAUUACUCAGAAUACCAGCGAUUAAUGACUGAUUUGGCCCCAGUACUCUCGGCUGAAAUGAGGAAGAUAGUUGGAGGCGAACCACUGCUUACUUUGCCACAUAUGGAGGAGUCGGACCUUCGCUUUCUGCAAGUGCAGAGAGCGGCCGUUGCCGACCCAGCACGAGCCUCCGAGUGGGCCGGCAAGAAACUCUGCUGGGUACCUCAUGAAAAGGACGGAUUCGUCGCUGGAUCCAUAAAGCAGGAAACGAACGAUGAAGUAAUUGUCGAGAUCUGCGACACAGGAAAAACUGUCACGAUCAGUAAGGAUGACGUCCAGAAGGCGAACCCUCCCAAGUUUGAUAAGGUUGAGGAUAUGUCAGAGUUAACAUAUCUGAACGAGGCUUCAGUUCUGCACAAUCUCAAGGAGCGUUAUUUUAGUUCUCUUAUUUAUACAUAUUCGGGUCUUUUCUGCGUGGUGAUCAAUCCUUACAAGCGUCUACCAAUAUAUUCGGAAAGUUUGAUUGAGGAAUUCAAAGGCAAAAAGAGGCACGAAAUGCCACCUCAUAUUUUCGCCAUAGCUGACUCGGCCUACCGUUCCAUGCUACAAGAUCGUGAGGAUCAGUCCAUUCUUUGCACUGGGGAAUCCGGAGCUGGUAAAACAGAGAACACGAAGAAAGUGAUUCAAUAUUUGGCCCAUGUUGCCGGUGCAACACGUUCAAAAGGAGGACCUCAAGCACCUGCUGCAUCCCCAGCAAAACACGACCAGUAUCGGAAUUCUAUCGGGGAAUUGGAGCAUCAACUUCUGCAAGCGAAUCCUAUUCUGGAAGCAUUUGGUAACAGCAAAACCGUGAAGAAUGACAACUCAUCGCGUUUUGGGAAAUUCAUUCGGAUCAACUUCGACAUGUCGGGGUACAUCUCAGGAGCGAACAUCGAGUUCUAUCUCUUGGAAAAGUCGAGGACAUUGCGGCAGGCCCCGGAUGAACGAAGUUUCCACAUUUUCUACCAAUUUCUACGUGGUACCAGUGCGGCUGAAAAGGCCAACUACUUACUGGAAGACAUCGACAAAUAUCGAUUCUUGGUCAACGGAAACAUUACCUUGCCUAAUGUUGACGAUGCACAAGAAUUCCAAAGCACGCUCAAAUCUAUGCGAAUCAUGGGAUUUGCCGAGGAUGAGAUCACAUCUGUGUUACGUGUCGUGUCGGCUACGGUCCUUAUGGGUAAUUUUGAAUUUACACAAGAAAAAAAGUCCGAUCAAGCGAUUCUUCCGGACGAUAGAGUCAUUCAAAAAGUUUGUCAUUUGCUUGGAUUGCCAGUAAUCGAAUUGACCAAGGCUUUCUUGAGGCCAAGAAUUAAAGUGGGACGCGAGUUCGUGAACAAAGCACAGAAUAAGGAGCAAGCCGAAUUUGCGGUUGAAGCGAUUGCCAAGGCAUCUUAUGAGCGCAUGUUCAAAUGGCUGGUGAAUCGUAUCAACAAAUCCCUAGAUCGAACACGUCGCCAAGGCGCGUCGUUCAUUGGAAUUCUCGACAUCGCAGGUUUUGAAAUAUUUGAGCUGAACUCGUUUGAGCAGCUUUGCAUCAACUUCACAAAUGAGAAACUCCAACAGUUAUUCAACAAUACAAUGUUUAUCAUGGAACAGGAGGAGUAUCAACGAGAAGGAAUCGAAUGGCAGUUCAUCGAUUUCGGCCUCGAUCUGCAGCCAACGAUUGAUUUGAUCGAGAAACCGAUGGGUCUACUAGCCCUCUUGGAUGAACAAUGUCUGUUUCCGAAAGCUACGGACAAAACGCUCGUUGAGAAGCUUCAGAAGACACACAGUAAACACCCGAAGUUCAUUGUACCUGAUAUGCGUGCAAAGAGCGAUUUCGCAGUGGUUCACUAUGCUGGUCGUGUUGAUUACUCCGCCGACCAGUGGCUAAUGAAGAACAUGGAUCCACUUAAUGAAAAUGUCGUCGCCCUCAUGCAAGCGUCGACAGAUCCGUUUGUCUGCGGAAUCUGGAAAGAUGCCGAAUUCGCCGGCAUUUGUGCCGCUGAAAUGAACGAGACAGCAUUUGGGGUACGCGCUAAGAAGGGCAUGUUCCGUACAGUGUCACAGUUGCAUAAGGAGCAGCUAACGAGGCUUAUGACUACACUGAGGAAUACUAGUCCACACUUCGUGAGGUGCAUCAUUCCCAAUCACGAGAAAAAAGCUGGUAAAAUAAACUCAAUGCUAGUUUUGGAACAGCUUCGGUGCAAUGGAGUACUAGAAGGUAUUCGUAUCUGCAGACAAGGAUUUCCGAACAGAGUACCUUUCCAAGAAUUCCGUCAUCGAUAUGAAAUUCUUACGCCUAACGUUAUUCCCAGGGGAUUCAUGGACGGGAAAGAAGCGGUCAAAAAGAUGAUCGAAUACUUGGAAGUCGACUCGAACUUGUAUCGUAUCGGGCAGUCGAAGGUAUUUUUCCGUACGGGUGUACUUGCUCAUCUUGAGGAGGAGAGAGAUUUAAAACUGACGGAUCUGAUCAUCCAGUUCCAAGCUCAGUGUCGUGCGUUCCUAGCCAGGCGUCUCUACGUGAAGAGGAUGCAACAGUCAAGUGCUAUUCGAGUCCUACAACGAAAUGGUUUAGCAUGGAUGAAAUUAAGGAACUGGCAGUGGUGGCGAUUGUUUACAAAGGUGAAACCUCUUCUCCAAGUAACAAAUCAAGAAGCAGCUAUCUCUGCUAAAGAAGAUGAGCUACGUGCCAUCCGAGAAAAGCUGGACAAAGUUGAGACCGAAUUCAAGGAGAGCUUGACCAAGAUUGAUCAGGUGAUGGCCGAAAGAAACGUCCUCCAAGAUCAAUUGCAACAGGAAACAGAUAAUAAUGCUGAACUGGAAGAGGUGAAGAACAGGCUGCAACUCAAGAAAAAUGAACUUGAAGAGAUGGUUAAUGAAAUGCGCGAUCGUCUCGUGGACGAAGAACAGCGUACUGAGAAGAUGUCUCAGGAGAAGAAGAAACUGGUUGAAACUGUUCGAGAUCUGGAGGAACAACUAGAGCAGGAGGAACAAGCUCGUCAAAAACUUCAACUUGAUAAAGCCAAUGUUGAUCAACGAGUUAAGAACGUUGAGAUAAAACUUGUGGACAUCACGGAUGCCCACGAUAAACUGCUCAAAGAGAAACGGAUAUUAGAGGACAAGAUGAACCAACUGAACAUGCAACUUAGCGAGGAAGAAGAACGAGUUAAGCAAGUUGCUAGACAACGUGGAAAGGUAGAAGGUCAUGUCCAAGAACUAGAGCAAGAAUUGCUGCGAGAACGUCAAAUCAAGAGUGAGCUGGAGCAACAAAAACGAAAACUCAUUACCGAACUGGAGGAUAGCCGUGAGCUAUUGGAGGAAAAACGGGGUAAACUGGAAGAGCUCAACGGUCAGUUGAUGAAGAGAGAGGAGGAAUUGUCGCAAGUGUUGACGCGCUCUGAUGAAGAAGCUGCCACCAUUGCUCUUCUCCAGAAGCAGAUACGCGACAUGCAGGCUACGAUUGACGAGCUUCGCGAAGACAUUGAGACUGAAAGAGCUGCCCGAAAUAAGGCUGAAAUGGCACGCAGAGAAGUUGUAGCUCAACUGGAGAAGGUGAAAGGGGAUAUGCUGGAUAAGGUGGACGAAACAAGUGUCCUCCAAGAUAUCAUGCGAAGAAAAGAAGACGAAGUGCGAGAUCUAAAAAAAGCCCUCGAGUCCACAACUCAUGCACUCGAGAAUAAGCUAGAAGAACAAAAAGCGAAGUACAAUCGUCAAAUAGAAGAACUACACGAAAAGAUUGAACAACAAAAGAAGGUCAACUCACAACAGGAGAAGUACAAGCAUCAAGCGGAAAAUGAGAGGGCGGAGCUGACCCAAGAAUUGGCCAACAUACAAGCUCAAAAAGCAGAAGCUGACAAGCGCCGGAAACAACAGGAGGUGCAGUUUCUGGAUAUGCAGUCUCAAUUAGCCGAAUGCGACGAACAUCGUCUGCAAGCUUUAGAGCAACUUGAUAAGGCCCGCGAAGAGCUUGAACAUAUCAGUCGUACCCGCGAAGAUGAAGAACAGCUUGUGUCGAAUCUUAACAGGAAGGUUGCAGCGCUCGAAGUGCAACUUCACGAGGUUUCCGAUCAAGUUCAGGAAGAAACUCGGGCCAAACUUGCUCAGAUCAAUCGCGUACGUCAACUUGAAGAAGAAAAAGCCACUAUCGCUGAGGAACGCGAUGAGAUUGACGCAGCACGCCAACAUAUGGAACGCGAUAUCAAUGUUCUUCGUCAGCAGCUUACUGAGGCUCGAAAGAAAGCUGACGAAGGUGUCAUUCAGCAGAUGGAGGAGCUAAGAAAGAAGGCGCAACGAGACCUCGAAAAUACUCAACAUCAACUUGAAGAGAGUGAAGCUAGCAAGGAACGUUUAAUUCAGAGCAAGAAGAAGCUUCAACAAGAGCUCGAGGAUGCCAACAUUGAACUCGAGAACAUUCGCACUGCUUCAAGGGAAAUGGAAAAGAGGCAAAAGAAGUUUGACAUGCAGUUGGCCGAGGAACGAGCAAAUGUGCAAAAGGCAAUUCUUGAAAGGGACGCUCACGCCCAGGAGUCACGUGAUCGUGAAACCCGAAUCUUGUCCCUCGUAAAUGAACUCGAACAACUCAAGGGAACUAUUGAUGAGACUGAAAGAGUCCGCCGUAUGCUUCAGCUGGAAUUGGAUGAGUCGAUCUCAUCGAAAGAUGAUGUGGGGAAGAAUGUCCACGAACUGGAGAAGGCAAAACGUCAGCUGGAGCAGACUGUUCAGGAACAAAAGGCAACUAUUGAGGAACUAGAGGAUCAACUUGGUUUUGCUGAGGAUGCAAGGUUGCGACUCGAAGUCAACAUCCAGGCUCUACGCGCUGAACAAGAUCGUAACCUAAAUGCGAAGGAUCAAGAAGCUGAAGACAAGCGCAGAAGUCUGGUUAAACAACUGCGUGACUUGGAACAAGAGCUGGAGAACGAACGUCGUAGCAAGGCAGGAGCGAUCAGUCAGAAGAAGAAGAUGGAAGCUCACAUUGCCGAAAUUGAACAGCAGCUCGACGUGGCUAACAGACUUAAGGAUGAGUAUAACAAGCAGUUAAAGAAGAACCAGCAAAUGAUAAAGGAAUAUCAACACGACAGUGAAGAAGCACGCCAAAUGAAGGAAGAGAUUGCUUCUCAACUUAGAGACAUCGAACGAAGGUUGAGGUCAGCUGAAGCUGAAAAUCAACGUUUGUCGGAAGCUAAUGAGAUGCUAACUUCACAAAAGAGGCAACUUGAGCAGGAGAAGGAUGAACUGGAGGAACUGCGCGGUCGAGGAGGUAGCUUCUCUUCCGAGGAGAAACGCCGUUUAGAACAAAAAUUAGCUCAACUGGAAGAGGAGCUUGAAGAAGAGCAAAACAAUGCCGAGAUUGCCAUUGAUAAACAGCGCAAGGCUCAGCAACAGCUGGAGCAACUCACUACUGAACUUUCCAUGGAACGUUCUGUAGCACAGAAAUCUGAGGCAGAACGACAAGGACUGGAGCGCCAGAACCGUGAGCUCAAAGCGAAGAUAGCUGAACUCGAAAGUACGGCACAGUCUAGAGCUCGAGCUCAAAUCGCUGCGCUAGAGGCGAAAAUUCAAUACCUUGAGGAACAGAACAGCGUUGAGAGUCAAGAACGCCACAACGCCACUAGGCAGUACAGGCGGAUUGAAAAGCGUCUCCAUGACACAAUCUUGCAGCUUGAAGAUGAGAGACGAAAUGUUGAGCAACAAAAAGAAAUUGCUGAAAAGUGCAAUCUGCGGGCAAAACAGAUGCGCCGUCAACUGGAUGAACAGGAGGAAGAGAUGACUCGCGAACGUGCGAAAUCUAGAAACCUUCAACGAGAAAUCGAUGACCUCACUGAGGCCAAUGACACGCUCACACGAGAAAACAACAGCUUACGAGGUGGUGCAGCGCGACGAAAUCGUGAAAACAUGCGGCUCCGAUCAGCAUACCAAAUUCCUGGAUCUAGCGACAAUUUGACUAGAAACGACGAUGAAGACGGUAGCAUAGGAACUGAAGUUACCGGUUCCGAUCAUACGGACGAGCUCAAGAAGACGAGCGUCUAG